Pocillopora verrucosa is the source of this 1445-nucleotide messenger RNA. Its product is annotated as serum paraoxonase/arylesterase 1. Gene Ontology annotation, molecular function: arylesterase activity. Lineage: Eukaryota; Metazoa; Cnidaria; Anthozoa; Scleractinia; Pocilloporidae. The record is from RefSeq and is a predicted model, not a curated record.
ACUCUAAGAGCAAUUACCAUUGGAGCUCGAGGCGAACCAGACACUGAACGAAUAGUUGUGUUCGAAUCAUGGGUCGACUGGGUGAAUUUGUGGUGUUUUUCAUGGUCACUUUAUUUGUUGCUCAUGUUGUCAAAACGCUAAUAUUCAUAGGACAUUUCACUCAUAUUGUGAAUCACUCUCCCGGACCUUGCAGAGUAAUAGAAGUGAAUGGCUCAGAGGAUCUCGCCCUCCUUAACGAUGGACUAGUGUUCGUGUCUUCUGGACUUCGUUACAGGCUCAGCAUCUCGUAUGACCCAGUGCUUGACACGCGUGAGGGCAAAAUUUUGACGUUUGACUUCAACAAAGCCAAUAAAAAUCCAGUAGAAUUGACGCUGAAGAAUUUUAAUCGUUCGGGGUUUAACCCGCACGGGAUCAGCGCGUAUCAGGAUCCAUCUUCUGGCGCGGUUUCCCUGUUUGUCAUAAACCACCGACCGGAUGCCCAAGCCAUUGAAAUAUUUGACUUCGAACGGGAAACUCGCUCACUGAUUCAUCGGCGCUCUGUGGUGAAUGAACUGAUCUGGAGUCCAAAUAACUUACAUGCAGUAGGUCCAGAUGCCUUUUACGUGACAAACGACAAUUUGUUUCGAUAUGGGACAGUACAGCAAUUGCUAUAUAUGUAUAUUUUAAACAACUUCUUUGCCUCAAAUAUUGUGUAUUUCGACGGAUUUAAGGCCAUCGAAGCGAUAAGUGGAGUCCAUCCUAAUGGCUUAGCCAUGGAUAAAGACCAAAGUUUUGUCUUUGCGUCUGCAACCCAUGAUAACGGUGUGGCAGUUUACAGACGUCGUCGUGACAACACCUUGGAGGCUUCUCAGGUGAUUAAAGUUGGAGCAUAUGUUGACAACAUUAAUGUCGAUCCUGUUACCGGGAACCUUUGGUUGGCAACAAUACCGAAAAUUCUUGACAUCGUGGCGUACUCAAAAAACAUCAGCCACCCUAGUGCCUCUCAGGUUCUCGAGGUACAGUUAGGGAAAUCAUCUGCAUCUGGGAUCGCUUUUCCUUAUCACAAGGUUCGUGGGGUGUACAGGAAUGACGGAAAGGAAUUGUCUGCUUCCACAUCUGCUCUUGUCUAUAAGAGCCAACUCCUUGUUGGAACUUUAUCUACUAACAUGCUAUAUUGUGAAGUGAAAUACUAUUGAUUCGUCAGAAAACUAACUGCCCAAAAAGGCAAAGAGUGAUGUGCUUGUUUCCCGUAGAGCAUGCUGAGUUUCAAGCACGUUCAUCAACGGUAGAAGACCCCUAAAUUCGUGAUACAAACGUUAUAUAACCAAAAUGUGGGAUAAUAUAAGUUAGUGUACUUUUUCUACCUUUAGCUGUUCAUAUGCAGCUCCCCCAGAAGUGCCCCAGAAUCAGAGGACUUGAAAAAUCGCGUGAUUAUGUUGUUAUAAAUAAAUUCUUACGAUGAUGAA